AUGACCUACGACACUAAAAUCAAACCCUAUUUGGUGCACACGGAAAAGACAUACAAAGAAACAUUUGUUGAUAUUCCCCGACGAGGCUUUACCGACAUUCUAGCAAAGCCUCCUGUUGCCUUUCUUCCAAACUUUAAAAACCCAUGUUGGAUUGAAAGAGUGUCGAGGUUCAGAUAUGAUAAGGUGGACGGAAACUUCAAAGGAGAGAUCCGCUGCUUGCCCUAUUUCUUCGUAGCCGGCUUCCCUAAGUGUGGUACCACGGACCUGUACCGUCGACUAGCGCUGCAUCCCCAGAUACAGCCACCGUGUUCUAAAGAACCCCAUUGGUGGUGCAAGAUGAGACACAAGAAAGGUGCAAGCAUGCUAACUUAUCUGCGUUGUUUUCAACGAGCAGCUCAGAUGAUAGCGGGGUCAAACAACUACACUACAGUUGUGACGGAACCACGAUACCAGAUAACUAUGGAUUGUAGUGCUUCUACGAUGUGGGAUCACAGCAACUGGCGCUACAUACCACAAAACAACCUGACAUCUGAUGAACCAUCAGUGACCAAUAUUCAUUCCAUCCACCAUUUACUGCCGAAUGCGAAGAUGAUAGUCAUCAUGAGGAACCCUAUAGACAGGUUGUAUUCAGAUUAUUUGUUUUUCCAAACCAACCUCGGCGCUUCUAACUUUCACCAAAAGGUGAUUCGGAGUAUAGCUAAGCUCGAAAGCUGUUUUAAGACAAGAACCACACGGGCCUGUGUUUAUGACAGUCAGAUUGUCGGCGGGCUAGAGGUUCGUCUGUAUAUAGGUGUAUAUUCCGUAUAUAUUGAAGACUGGUUUCAGCUUUACCCUCGUGACCAGUUCCUGUUUCUUCAGUCUGAAGACUAUGGCGCUAAUGUGACAAAGUCCAUCCUCAAUGUUUUCAGUUUUUUGGACCUCGUUAUCCCAGAGGAGUCAAAACUACACAACAUUGCAAAGCAACCACAUGCCAAUAGGCGAUCCAAGAAGAACAGGAAUCUCGGCGAAAUGCUACCAGAAACAAGGGCCUUGCUGGAGAAGUUUUACUCACCAUGGAACAAAAGACUUGCCAAACUUUUAAAUGACAAUCGUUUCUUGUGGUGAAGAUAAAUUUCAACGGUGAAUUGCUGUAUACCACAAUUUUAUAUCUUUAACCUUCCUUUGAACUCGCAUUUCAGCAUAGAACAGGGGAAUUAACCAAGUUUUACUAUGUGGAAGAAUUUCAGGAUUCGGCAGAAUACUAAUUUUCACAAAGUUGUUUACAGGUGAAUGGCAGAGGGUUGACUUGAUCUUGGUACUAUUGUCUGUGCAUGUUUUUGUGUUAUUUUUUAUCUUCUGUUUCUUAUUCUCACGGUCUAAUAUAAGCAAGUC
Messenger RNA from Liolophura sinensis, 1371 nucleotides. Its product is annotated as carbohydrate sulfotransferase 15-like. The record is from RefSeq and is a predicted model, not a curated record. Lineage: Eukaryota; Metazoa; Mollusca; Polyplacophora; Chitonida; Chitonidae. Gene Ontology annotation, molecular function: N-acetylgalactosamine 4-sulfate 6-O-sulfotransferase activity. Bases 1 to 1104 code for a protein of 367 amino acids. The transcript has 7 exons. Gene Ontology annotation, biological process: hexose biosynthetic process.